AUGUACAGGGCGAAGCCUCCACCGGAGCCAGUCCAGCCACCUCCACCUGUGGGACCUGUACAGGAGGUGCACCUCGUGCUCAAGGUCCGCCUGCGGUUGAAACCACCGGCUCCGGAACCGCCACCACAGGCCGCCUGGCGCUCUGCGGCCGUGGAUCAGCCGGUGGUGGCCGGGAUGGGGGGGGAGGGGGAUGCAAGGGCGCGAGUUGGUGUGGGCGGAAGCGACUCGGAUAAGAUUUCGCUGUUUUUCUGGCGCCUGUUUCAAAAAUUGGAAUCUGGGUCGGGAACCAAUGAGGGGUUGUGUCCCGGGUUAAUGGUCGGCGACCUACGAGGUGGCGAGGACCACCCGCCGCCGCCGCACGCACCCAGCCCGCCGCCGGAUCCAACGCCGCCAGGAAAGGGCGGCAAGGGCAACAAGUCGCCUCCCAAAAAGCCGUCCACGCCCGCGUCGGCCAGGAAGAAGGCAGCUGCCGCUGCCGCAGCAGCGGCAGCGGAGGCUGCGGCGGCGGCCGCCGCCGCCGCCCUUGCCAAACCCGUUGACCCCGCGACGCUCGUCCUAACGGUCAAGUACACGCCUUUCACGGGAGCUGAGCAGGUCCUUGGGCCGAUUAAACCUGUGAAACCGGAGCUACCUGCGCCGCCGGCCGACACGGUUGCGGCGGCGGCGCUGCCGCUGCCGGCACCGACGGCCGCGGCGCCGCCGCAAGCGGGUGCCGCUGCUGCCAACUUGCCGUACGCCACCGUGGAUGUGGAGCACCACGUCAAGGUAGCAGUAGACGAGGCUGCCGUACGAUCUCUCGCUGCCGCGCACGGCAUGUUGGCGUUGACGAUCACGAUGGCGACGCCGGCGCCGGAGGGUGACGCGCCGCCGUCCAAGCCCAAGGCACUGGCGGGAUCAAAGAGCCGUGGCCCGGGUGCGGGUCCGGAGGCCCGUCCGCCCACCCCGAUGCGAAACUACUCGGCGGUGGUUAUGCUGGACUGUAGCGGGCUGCUAGUGGGCGAGAAGGCGGCAUCUUCAAUGUGGCCCGACAAGACCAAGGGCAUUCCCACCCGACUGGAGGAGGUGGCGGAGAGCCUCGAGGCGGACAUCCAGCUGCUCAGCAUUCCUCCGCCUCCCCCCCCGCCGCCACCCACCCCGCCGUCGGCCAAGGGCAAGAGGGCUCCUGCGGCCCAGAAGAAGAAGGAGGAGGAGCCCCCUCCACCACCCGAACUAAAGGACACUCCGGGGGAUCCCAUCGGGCUGUUGCACCCAGAGCUUAUUACUAUGCUCAACCCAAUUGUCGUAAGCGUACGGAAGAGCAGGGUGGUCCUACCACCCCCCAGCACCUGCGCUGGCAGCCGUUACAUUCUUUUCGGUCAGCCUGAGGUGUUCCUUGCGGGCGACCUGCCGGGGGGAGGGGAGGGUGCACUGGCGCUGUGUCGCGAGUCGCCGCUGCUGGUGGAGGUCCAUGACCGUACGGCCAUUCCGGAGCCGCCCGAGUUCGCCGUCAUGGAGGAUGAUGACGAGGAGGAGGAGGAGGAGGGAGGGGACGGGGUUACAGCAGCUCCUGGCACCCCCACCCCGGAGGGGGCCCUUACCGCCAAGGACAACGGGGGAUUGCCGGAGAGUGAGGGCUACGUCUGCGGGUUGGCGAGGGUGUCGCUGUUGGAUCUGGCGCGAGGUUACACUCAUUUCAAAUUCAAUGUCAAUCUGGCGCCACACACCACAGUCCGGGGGGCGGCCUCCCUGGACUGGACCAAGAGGCCGGGGAACUACGUAGAGGCGGGUUCGGUGUUGAAGGGCGAGGUGCGCUGUGCGGCACCGCUGUCGGCGACCCGUGGGACGGACCCCUCCCUGCGGGUGUUCAGUCGAGCCCUAUUCAUCAUGGACUACCGGGACUCAGACUUGUUCCACAUGCUGGAGGACAUUCUACGUAAGAACAACGCCUGGAAGCUAGGGCUCAAGGCACCCUCGGAUAAACUGGCUCCGGAGCUACUCCCGCCAGAGAUGAGGAAGAAGGCGCUGGAGGCGGCGGGGGGGGCAGGGGAAGGAGACGAAACCAAGGGGGAUCCUCGUCUGUCGAUCAGUUCCGGCAGCAGCCUGUCGGCGUUGCACCGUCGCUCGUCCUCGCUGUACAGCGUUCCGGAGCUGGCGGCGCGUGGCAGCAUAGGGCCUUCGGGGGGCCUGGGGCCCGAUCGCAGCGGCCGCGCGUCGCCGGGGCCGCUGCCGCGACGGGAGAGCUUGUCGCCGCCGACGUACGGCGCGAUGCCGCCGGGGAUGUUGGUGACGAACGACAGCAAGCGACACGUGCUGUUUGACACUCGAGGGAGGGCUGCGCGGGCCCUCUCCACCACCCAACUCACCCCCGACCAAGCCUCCGACCGCUCCCUGGACUUGCUGACGGGCUGGCACCUGGUGGACGGGCGGGAGAGGGUCAUUGUGGUGGAGGGGCUCGCGGAGGGAGCCAUGAAGAUCGUCAAGGGUAUUGCGGACUGGGCUCUGGAGGACCCCAAGCCUGAGGAGUCCUGGCGGCGGCGCUGUGUGCUGUUCAGCUCGUCCCCGAGUGUGCGCACCGCCUCCCGCCUGUACGCCCCGCUGGGGGUGGACCUUUGGAUUGUGAAGUUGAGGGCGCCGCUCAACAAGUUGCUGGGGGAGCCGGGGAGCUUUGCUACAGGGAGGGGCCUCCGGCGGCUGGGUACCCUUCGCUCCGUAACCAUGUGGGCCCGUCAGGCGUACGACAUGUCCUUGUGGCCCAGUCCCCUACAGCUGCAGCUGGUGGAUAAGAAGUUCGGCGGGGAGCUGAUGGCGGCGGAUGUGCUAGGAGUGGAGCCCCCUACAACCUCGGAGCGGCACUAG
Volvox carteri f. nagariensis is the source of this 2835-nucleotide messenger RNA. RefSeq lists its product as uncharacterized. The record is from RefSeq and is a predicted model, not a curated record. The transcript has 16 exons. Lineage: Eukaryota; Viridiplantae; Chlorophyta; Chlorophyceae; Chlamydomonadales; Volvocaceae. The coding region runs from base 1 to 2835 and encodes 944 amino acids.